Symphalangus syndactylus (siamang) is the source of this 5003-nucleotide messenger RNA. RefSeq names its product ELL associated factor 2 (gene EAF2). Gene Ontology annotation, cellular component: super elongation complex. NCBI's taxonomy places the organism in Eukaryota, Metazoa, Chordata, Mammalia, Primates, Hylobatidae. Gene Ontology annotation, molecular function: transcription elongation factor activity. Gene Ontology annotation, biological process: transcription elongation by RNA polymerase II. The record is from RefSeq and is a predicted model, not a curated record.
AUCAAGUGCAGCUGUUUCAGGCUGAGGUGGCAGAUAGUGAGCGCUGGUGGCGGAGUUAGUCAGAGCGGGAGAGUAAUUAUGAAUAGCGCAGCGGGAUUCUCACACCUGGACCGUCGCGAGCGGGUUCUCAAGUUAGGGGAGAGUUUCGAGAAGCAGCCGCGCUGCGCCUUCCACACUGUGCGCUAUGACUUCAAACCUGCUUCUAUUGACACUUCUUCUGAAGGAUACCUUGAGGUCGGUGAAGGUGAACAGGUGACCAUAACUCUGCCAAAUAUAGAAGGUUCAACUCCACCAGUAACUGUUUUCAAAGGUUCAAAAAAACCUUACUUAAAAGAAUGCAUUUUGAUUAUUAACCAUGAUACUGGAGAAUGUCGACUAGAAAAACUCAGCAGCAACAUCACUGUAAAAAAAACAAGAGUUGAAGGAAGCAGUAAAAUUCAGUAUCGCAAAGAACAACAGCAACAACAAAUGUGGAAUUCAGCCAGGACUCCCAAUCUUGUAAAACAUUCUCCAUCUGAAGAUAAGAUGUCCCCAGCAUCUCCAAUAGAUGAUAUCGAAAGAGAACUGAAGGCAGAAGCUAGUCUAAUGGACCAGAUGAGUAGUUGUGAUAGUUCAUCAGAUUCCAAAAGUUCAUCAUCUUCAAGUAGUGAGGAUAGUUCUAGUGACUCAGAAAAUGAAGAUUGCAAAUCCUCUACUUCUGAUACAGGGAAUUAUGUCUCAGGACAUCCUACUAUGACACAGUACAGGAUUCCUGAUAUGGAUGCCAGUCAUAACAGAUUUCGAGACAACAGUGGCCUUCUGAUGAAUACUUUAAAUAAUCUUUCCUCUCACUCCUUUUCAAGUUUAUAUGAUCCUCUGCUCAGUCAUUAAAGUUGGAGUUUUGCAAGGCUUACUUUUGCGUUCUUUUUUUCUUUUCAUUCUACAAUUUCUCCCUAAAUCUCCUCCAUAUUUCUGUUGCAGUCAAUACUUGUAUGUAGGUAACUUGCAAAUUUAUAUCUCUGAUUCAAACCUCUAGGCUUUAGACACAUGUUUAACUUCGUCUCCCAUCAUGUCAUCGCCUUCAAAUUUACUUUGUCCAAAACCAACUCAUAAUCAAUCUUUGGCUCACUGUGUUACCUCUUAGUGAAGGUAGCAUACAUCUAAUUAUGCAAAUCAUAAGUCUAAUUAUUUUCGAUGGCUGAGGCCCUCUUUACAGUGUAGCCACUCCUUCAUCAAGUCCUAUUUGUUUUGCCUUCUCUAUAUUUCUCAGUCAUCUGCUUCUCUGCAUCUCUGCCACUAUCACAGUAGUUCAACCUAUUAUUUCUUGCCUUGUCUACUACAAUGACCUAACUGGUUCACCCCUUUGUGUAGCCAAGCCCAUUUUUGAUCCAUUAUGUACAUUGUAGCCAUAUUUAUUUUUUCACAAUUCAAAUACAAUUUGUCAUCUCUUCUGCUUUAUACUUUUUAAUAGCUUGUAAUUUCUUUUAGUAUAGAGGCAAAACACCUUAACAUAAUGGUCUUGAUUUUUCUUCUCUAACGACAUGUGCUGUCUUUUUGCCACUAUAUUCAAAUACUUCACUCACAUCAGGAGUCUUAUACAUGCUGUCCAUUCAGUCCAUUCUUCUUUUCAUGUAAUUUUUUCUCCUUUAGAUUAUAGUUCAAAGUUACUUCCUCUAGGAAGUCUUCUUCACCUUUCUGACAAGCUCCUAUCUUUUAUAGACCUUUAGAAUAUCAGAUAUGUCUUCUUUAUAUCAAUUGUUUGACAGUUGUAAAUUUACAUUAAUUUGUGUGAUUUGCUCUCUUUCUCUAGAGUAUAAUGUUCCAUGAGAACAAGGACUUUGUUUGUUUUUGCUUAUCAUUGAAUUCUAGCACUUAGCACAUGGUACUUGACACAUAAUAGAUGCUUAGCAAAUGCUUUUUAAUAAAGGCAUGCAGGUUGGUAUUACCUGGGGAGAAUGGAAUUUUCUGUAUAUUUAAAAUUAAUCUCACUAUGUUUAUUAAUAAUGAAAAAAGUAAGCAGUUAGGAAAGACUGACUAGCUUUAGCCUAAUAAUAGAACUAAAGAAGGGAGAAGCCAAGACUGAGAGGCAGAGAAUUGGUAAAACUAUGAGUUAAUUAGGGACCAGUGAAGAUAUUUUGAAUUUCCAGUUAUUUAGUGUUAUUCUUGACUUGGGAAGUAAUAUUGGAAUAUCUGAUUUUUUGAAUGGCCAAGAGAACAUGGAGAAAACUCAGCUUGGUUGUACUAAAUGAGAAUCUGAGUAAAAGCUAGGAAAAAUUUUCCAGAAAUUAGUAAGUUCUAUAGUGAAUUGAGCACAUGUCUAGGAAUCAGCAUAUCUGUAUUAUAUUCCUUACUUCGUUAUCACUUAUUAGUUGUGUAACUAAUAACACUAAACUUAAUUCUUGUAACUUCAGUUUCCUCAUUGAAGGUGGAGGUCACAUUGCCUUGCAGAACUUUGAAGGGGUUCAGGAUAUUUUAUAUUUUAGAAUUUCUUUUUAAAUCUAGAGUAGUUCUUUAGUAAAACAUGGCAUAGUGAAUUUAUGUUUUUAAAACCCCUUCUGUGCCAAACAAAUAGGAACAAUGGAUAAAGUAUUAAAAGGUAAAACCCAGACAUGGCCAGAAUCAAAUAUAAGAUAACAUCUCCAAAGAGAACUGGACUAUAAACACAAAACAGUGGGCUUAGUGGAGCUGAAGCCAUUGGAUCUGAAUUCAAAAGAAGGUGAUAUUGGUAAGGAUCUUGGUACUUUCAGGGAAAGGUAUAAUAAUAUAAUGAGAACUUUUAGGGAAACUUUUAGGGAAAUAAUCAGAACUUUCAGGGAAAGGUAUAAUAAUAUAAUCAGAACUUUUAGGGAAACUUUUAGGGAAAUAAUCAGAACUUUCAGGGAAAGGUAUAAUAAUAUAAUCAGAACUUUUAAACUAUUAAAACUUCUGAUUCAGUGAACCUGUCAUACUUUCUAUUUGAAGCUAGAGAAUGCGUGUUGUUGAGGGGUAGUGGGGAAAGGGAGAGAGGGUUGAUAGAGGUGGGGAUAAAUAAUAAAAGGAGAUUGGAAGAAAUAGCCAAUUAAUAAAAGAGAUUGGAAGAAAUAGACAUUUACAUAUUGACUGAGGCUACUGUGUUUUAGAAGGUGUGGGCAUAGGGUCUGUAGAACCUUGAUAUCCAUUGACUCCUUGAAGGGAUCUAGCAUAUCUCCAAUAUACCCAGAGGAUAACAAUCUCCAAAUGUGAUUAUGAAACCUGUUUCUGGUAAUGGAGCUCAGAGGACUAGGUGGAAGGAACUACAAAACCCUGUCAGAGUGGUGUGAGGAUAGAGAAAAACAGAAAUUUUCCACUCAAAAUGAGCAAACAUAAUUCUAAAACAGAAGAAAAAAGUCUAAUGCUAAGAAAGUUAGCCAAUAAAAUUAACAUUUAGAGCAGGGAUUCUUUCCAAAUGAAAAUCUUUUUACAGAGCAAUUAAGACAAAGACAUUUCAAUAAAUACGCUAAAAACAUUCAAAGAGAUAAAUGAAGAUACAGCUUUUAAAAGAAUUAUAAAACAAAGCCGGGAAGAAAUGAAACAAAUCUAACAGAUUAUAAAAAAGAAUAAAUUAGACUGGUCGUUGACAUUUUUAAAAAACCAAUAAAUGAGAAAAACUGUAGACUGGAUACAGUUGAUGAAUAAAUUAGUGAAAUAGAAGAUAAUAUUGAGGAACUAUCCCAGAACACAAUACAAGGGAGACAGAAAAAUAAAAUGGGAGACCAGCUUAGAGACCGAAAAGAUUGAGAAGACUAAACAUUACACAAUAGGAAGUCCAAGAAAGAAUGGAGGAGAUGGUAUAAAAACUUAAUCCUGAGAAUUUUCCAGAAUUUUUACUUCAGCUAAUAAGCAAGAUAAAUAAAAAUAAAUCUAGACCUCAAAACAUGGUAGUGAAACUACAGAACAUCAAGAAUGAAAUAACCUUAAAAACUACAGAGAAGACAAACUACAAAAGAAGAAUAGGCUGACAGCAGACAUUCUUAGCUAGAUAGGUAAGCCAAAAGAUAGUGGGGGAAAUAUCUUUCAAGUGUUGAAGGAAAAUAAUUCUAGCUAGAAUUUUAUACCCAAACACAAUGUCAUUCAAGAGUAAAAUAAUUUUCAGGCACACGAAAACAGCUUAUUGUCUGUAGAAUUUAUCAAAUGUAUUAUUAACAGACAUAUAUAUAUGUUAUAUAUAUAUAUUUCAGCAGAAAGAAAAGUGAAAACAGAAGGAAAGUGUGGAAUAUGAGAAACAGUAGUGAACAAAAAAAUAGAUGAAAUGUCAGGAAAUUUGGUUAACCUUUGACUAUAAAGAUAACCAGUCUGUUUUAGAUGUUUGUACAUUUGGAAAAUUUUUUUUGAAGAUUAAAGCUAAAACUCUAGACAAUAGUUGCUGAGAGAGUAGUUUAAGUAUGCUAAGAUCCAUGUCAUGUUAGGAGGAUAGAAACACUGAAUUUGACUUUAUUAGAUAAAUCUGUAGCUAGUUAGGUAUCCUAAAAUGUUAAGGGUACCAUUUAAUUAACAAAUACAAUCUAUAGAUUCCACAUCAUCAGUGGGAAAACCAGGGAACAUAGAAAACUUUAUCUAGUAGAAAGCAGAGAAGGAGAAGUGAAAGAAAGUGAUUGAUCAACCCAAAACAGAAAAUACGAAAUAGAAAUAAAUCUCAAUAUAUCAGUAAUAACAAAAGCAAAGCAUUAUAUCCACCUAAUAAGAAACAGAUUAUCAGAUUAGAUUUUUUUAAAACACCAUAUGCUGAUUAUACCAAAUUGUCUAAAAACCAUAUGGAAAAUAAAGAGAGAGAAAAAAAGAUGCUAGCUAAGUAGUAAUUAUAACAAAAAUCUGGAUCAUCAAUAUCAGAAAUAAUAGACUUUAAGGCAAAAUGUACUCCUAGAGGUAAAGGGGCUUGGUAAAUUAUGAGAAAAGGUUUAGUUCACCUGGAAGAUAAACAAUUCUGAAUUUGUAUGCAUGUAAUAACAUAUCUUCACUAUGUAUGUGUGUGUGUGUGCGUGUGUGUGUGUGUAUGUGUGUGUAUAAAA